Molecule: messenger RNA, 549 nt
Organism: Tribolium madens (black flour beetle)
Lineage: Eukaryota; Metazoa; Arthropoda; Insecta; Coleoptera; Tenebrionidae
Exons: 1
Coding region: 1-549 (182 amino acids)
Source: RefSeq, a predicted model, not a curated record
AUGAUCCACCUCAAUUUGAACGAAUUGAUUGAUCGAGUUUUUGGCCAUCAACCAUUUCAAGCUGAAAACAUUCCGAUCAACACAGCAAUUCCGACUCCGUUCAAUGCAGAUUGUCACCGCAUCAACGCAUCGAUUUUGGAAAGAAUCGAAGGUGCGGUACGAACGUAUCAAAGUGUUGACACUGUCAUCACUGACUAUGAAGCGGAGGCUGCAAAUUAUCCUGAAGAAUUUUUUAAUUCUCUCACGCCUCCAUCGUUUCCACAGCACGAACUCACACUCAAAGUGGGAACAAUCGUCAUGCUGUUGCGAAAUCUCAACGUCAAAGUCAAUCUUUGCAAUGGCACACGUCUCAUAGUUCGAGAUUUGGGCCAAUAUCACAUCGAAGCCGAAAUCAUCAAUUUCGAUGCUCGAUUGUCGGAUAAGAGGAUGUUACUGCCACAAAUUGAUUUUGUUUCAGGCAAUAGUCCUCUUCCUUUCGUCAUGCGAAGAAGGCAGUUUCCACUUCGACUGUCCUACUGUAUGACAAUCAACAAAUCACAAGGUUCAUAA